AUGGGCGAUAAGCGAAAACGCGACGAAGCUGCUGCCGACGAGCACGAUGAAGCUGUGGUUGAUAUUUCGAAGUCAUCUAAGAAGGUGAAGAGUGGCGAUAAGGAGAAAGUGAAGAAGGAGAAAAAGGAGAAGAAAGAGAAGAAGGAGAAGAAGGACAAGAAGGAGGAGAAGGAAGAGAAGAAGGAAAAGAAAGAGAAGAAGGAAAAGAAGGAAAAGAAACGAAAAGCUGAAGAAGAAGCGGAGGAGACGGUGAAUGCUAAUGACGUGGACGGUUCUGCGGACGAGGACAAGAUGGAGGUGGACGGGCAGACGAACGGAGUUGAGAAGGCAGAGAAGAGCAAGAAAGUGAAGAGAGAGGACAAGGAUAAGAAGGCCAAAAAGGAGAAGAAAGCGAAGAGCGAGGAAGAGGAAGAGGAAAAGACUGAUAAGAAGGAGAAGAAAGCAAAGAAAGAGAAGAAGAAAGAGAAGAAGGAAAAGAAGCAGAAGGAGGAAGAGAAAGAGGAGAACGGUGUCAAUGGCAAUGGCGCAGAGGCUGAAGAAUCAACACGAGCUGCCGCAGCCGAGACAGAGACACCCGCUGAGAACGGCGCAGAAGAGACUACUACUGACGGCGCCGUUGGAGACGUCGAGAUGGACGAAGCCCAGAAGAGCCAGAGAUUCAUCGUCUUCAUAAGCAACCUACCGUACACCGCGACGCAAGAGUCCGUGACGAAACACUUUGAAAAGCUGCAGCCAAGCUCCGUCCGCGUGCCGCUGGAGAGAGGCGGGAAGAAAGGCAGGGGAUUCGCCUUUAUUGAAUUCUCCGGCUUCGACCGCAUGAAGACCUGUCUAAAGCAAUACCACGGCACCAUGUUUGAAGACGGGAACAAACCAGCCCGUAAGAUCAAGGUCGAACUAACCGCCGGGGGAGGAGGCUCGAAGUCUGAAGCGAGGAAGAUGAAGAUCCUCGAGAAGAACCAGAAGCUGAACGAGGAGCGAGCCCGAGAUGCGCAGGAGGCCAAACGAGCCAAGACGGCGUCUGCCACGACCAAUAAUGGAGCCAGUGCAUCGGCGGCUGACGAUCAGUCGCAUAUCCAUCCUAGCCGAAGGGCGUGGGUCCCGGUAUAA
Nannizzia gypsea CBS 118893 is the source of this 1107-nucleotide messenger RNA. Its product is annotated as RNA binding protein. Gene Ontology annotation, molecular function: RNA binding. Lineage: Eukaryota; Fungi; Ascomycota; Eurotiomycetes; Onygenales; Arthrodermataceae. The record is from RefSeq and is a predicted model, not a curated record. The transcript has 3 exons. Bases 1 to 1107 code for a protein of 368 amino acids.